This is a messenger RNA of Mesocestoides corti, 1608 nucleotides long. NCBI's taxonomy places the organism in Eukaryota, Metazoa, Platyhelminthes, Cestoda, Cyclophyllidea, Mesocestoididae. The record is from the annotation of a GenBank genome assembly.
AUGCCCACAAAAGCAGUUCCUUCCAUUGGCUAUUUCGGUCUGCAUUUUGAGUUGGAUCCAGUGGCAGGUAUCCGUCACAUCUCGAACCUUGGCUUGAAGGAGCAACUGAGGGGUCGAAUGAUCGAAUUCAUAACAGUCAUGGCCCCGAUUGCCUAUGUGAUGGCGCGACAUUGUGCCUGUCCCACGCCACAAACCGGUGACAGAAACGGCCCAGCGACGGAUUCCCGCGGAGCUCCACCCGAGCACACACCACGUGUUUAUUCGGGCGGUCCUUUUACCGGCAAAACGAGGAGACCAAUCGAAGAGCGCCUAUCGAUUGAGAACACACGUGCAAUUUUGCAAUUUCAAUUUGCCUACACCUGUUUGGCUGAUUACUUCGGUGACCUCUGCAACGUCUUCUGCUCCUCGGAGGCCAAGGAAUAUCGCUGUAGUUUGACGGGGGAAAAGAUUUGUAAUCCUGGUUAUAUCAAAGACAACGUGACAGGUGCCUGCAUCUACGACAGAUGCGGUUCAAUGCCAAACUACUGUCUGAACGGUGGCCAAUGUAUAAACAAAGCCCAGGACGAAGAGGGCGCCAUGGAUUCGACUACAAUGCCAAUUUGCAUCUGUCCGCCCUCCCGAAUGGGUGUACGAUGCGAGAUUUACCGUGAGGUGCCGCCCACAACACCCCAACCACCUCCACCCCCUGUUUCCAGCAAAACACAAAUGAGUAACCCGACGAACAACGUCUCUAUUCUGCAGCCCUCAGCUGACGAAGUGCUCGACAGCCGACCAUCUGGAGCAUUGGGACAGCCAGGUCCAGAUAAUAAGCUUUGGUACCAAGUUAUGAUUUUUGCCGCCGUCGCAGUCUGUUUGACUGUACUCGCCUUCGGAAUAUGCCUUGGUGCCGGCUGUUACGUCGUCAGGAUGAAAGCAAAGGCGGCACUUUUGAGGCGCCACCAAGAAAGCCGACUGGGUGAAAUGCAGUUCGUAGACGGUGGAUGUCUCAGCACUUCAGAAAGUGGUGGAGGCAUUCCAGUGUACCUUCAACGUUGUUCAUCCCUUGAUUACACCCCACAGACCUUACAGCGCCCACCUUCGGUUCGUAGUUUCGCUCUAUCCCGACCUGCUACAAGCUCUGGUCUCAUCACAGACACUGUCCAAACUCCCACCGACCAGCCGUUUGUCUUCAGCAAGGGGUUCGGUCGCACAGGAGACUCACUGGUCUGGCCAACACUUCGUCGGACUGCCGGAAAGACUUGGGGCGAAUAUGGCUUCGAAACUUUCACUCGCUGCCCGACGACAACUUCAGCAGGCGAUAUAGAUUUGGGCCUCCAUGAAGAUGGUCUGCCAACCAUCAAUCCAAUGGAAGCUUAUUCCUGUCGACACGACCCCUAUGGCUUUCUUUCAGAACUGCACAACCACCUGGGGGACCCCUUGACUUCCUCAGCCCCCCUUAUGAACAACAUGCUUCCCCUACAGACAUCCACCAUCCUAAGUCCCACUCGUCAGCAGGGCACAAAGAGCCCCAUUAGUGUGGAGGGAGGAAGGAUGGAUUUGAGGAAAAACAACUUUCAGAUGGCGGCUGCUCCACCUCCGAGUGAAUUUGCUGAUCUGGUUAUGAAGUAA